AUGCCCAUGCAUGCUGAGUUCACAGCAAAGGAGGAUUGCACCAUGUACGUCAUCGACCGUAAUCAUUUCUCUGCUUGCUUUAACCGGAGAGGGAAACGCUUUGAUGACUUUCUUAGUCUGUUGGAGGAGGUACAGAUUCUUUCGCCCCUUCUGGCAUCUGAGCGGUUUGAGCUGGCAUGCAAUGCAAUAGGUCUUGUGGAAUUUCAGCCUGGUGAGCGGGUUCUUCAUCAAGGUUUGAUGAGAACCGCAAAGCUGUGGUACGUGAUACACUCAGGGACAGGCGUGGUGAGUUUAGACCAGGAGAAGAAUGGAAAGAAGGAGAAUCAGUUCCUUACCGACCUCAGUCGUGCGGCACAUUUUGGUGAGCGCUCGCUUCUGCGCGGAGAUGCAGCCGCUCCGGUGAACAUAGAUGCUGGCCCAGACGGAAUGGUCUGCUUGACCUUCUGGGGCGACACGAUCUGUGUUCUUCUGCGGAAGGUUUUGGAGCAGGAGAACUCAGUGGCGCCCAGUCCUUUCUGCGACCUCAAGGAAUGGUGGGUUCGAAAGGCGAGGGGCUUCAAAAGCCGGGAUGAUGGCUUGAAUCGCAUGACGAUAAGCUGGGACCGCAUGCAGAGCAACUGCCAGGUUGAGUUGGAUGAGCUCACCAAAGUCUGUGCUCUUGGAAAGGGGGCGUAUGGCCAGGUUUGUCUGGUCGAGGAUGCGGCGCGGGGACAGCGAUAUGCGCUGAAAGCCUUGUCAAAAGGCUACAUUGCCAAGCAGGGCACGCAGCGCCUGGUCAACGGUGAGCGCGAAAUUCUGUCAAUGAUCGACAGCAGCUUCGUCAUCCGUUUGCAUCGGACUUUCAAAGACGACCAGCACGUAUACUUCCUCUUAGAAGCUGCUUUGGGCGGCAGCCUCGUGCAGGUUGUGAAAGAUCAUCCAGAGAUCUUCGUGCAGGACAUGCCUAGAGGCCAGUCUGGAGCCUUCUACGCAGCCUGCGUCACUGCCGCACUUGAGCACUUGCACGAGCGUAGAAUCGUGCACCGUGACAUCAAGCCGGAGAAUGCCCUGCUAGAUGAGCACGGAUAUGCCAAGGUCUGUGACAUGGGUUUUGCGCGAUUUGUCCUGAGCAAGACCAACACGCUGGUCGGAACACCAGAUUACAUGGCUCCGGAAGUCAUUGACUUCCCGCACACGCAUAACAGCAGUGUCGACUGGUGGGCGUUGGGAGUUCUCACAUUUGAGAUAUUGAGCGGACAUACGCCUUUUACAGAUGAAGGCGUGUCUGAUCCCAUGGAGAGGCUGUUGGCCAUCCGACGAAGCCAGGAGCUAGGACCACUUCAGUUUCCAUUCCACUUCCCGCAAGUUGCAAAGGGUUUUGUUGCUGAAUUACUACAGAUUCGGCCGCAUGAUCGCCUUGGAGCUCGUGGAGGCGCCCAAGACGUGAGGGACCAUGCCAUGUACAGGACCUUGGCUUUCGACUUCAAGGCAUUUCAUGAGCAGAAGCUCCCAACACCAUUCCAUAGGCAGUGGAGUUAUCCGGAACAUUUUUUCACGGAUGACUUUGGUUUGGAUCGUGGGCAGCUGGGACUGGACCCAUCUGACAGCAUCUUCAUUCCAUAUACAGCUGAUCCUGCUGAUGGCUGGGAUGCCAGAUUCUAA
Molecule: messenger RNA, 1641 nt
Organism: Symbiodinium pilosum
Lineage: Eukaryota; Dinophyceae; Suessiales; Symbiodiniaceae
Source: the annotation of a GenBank genome assembly